CAAAGGACAGAGGGGAGAAGCCCCAAGGGGAAGUGGUAACCGGGGGGACAAGCAGGAAGGCAGCAGAGAUCACCACGUCCCCCCAGGAGACCCCCCGGGCAUGAAAUUUGUAACUUGGCCUGGAGUUGUCAGGGACCUACAGAAAGACUGCUGAGAGCAAAGGCUGUGGGCACCCCCAGGAGCUGUUCUGCUACAGGGCAAGUCAGUUGAGUUCACCCAUGCCUUGGCAGGUGAGCAAUUCCCAGAGAGCUUGGGAGCAGACGCAUUGUAGAGUUCUUCUACCAUUGCUUCAGUCACUUGGAAUUGACUGGAUUUGGCUACUUCUGUCCCUGGGGGUCUCCUAAAUGUGCCAUGAUCUCGAGCUGCAAGCAGCCUGCUGUGAGGGGUGGAGGUCCCUUCCCGCGAGCACUGCGAGAGACCUCUGCAGACACCUUUCUGACAGCUUACAUCCAUUCCAGAUCCCAGAACAGGUCUUGGGUGCCUAAUGACUCCUCCAUGCAUCUCAUUCUGGAAACGACAGCGAGGCCAUGCAGCGUCCGGCUGGGCCACGCAGCUCCUCUCCGCUCUAAAGAAGGGCAUCUGAGCCACAGUUUGGCAGCAGCGAGCACGGGUUUCCUAUCUGAAGCGGAACUGUUGUACAGAAACAUCAGCAUGUUUUGCAGUCCACACAGUAGGUGGACUGGAGGGCAGACACUCAUACACCUUUAAACUGUGAUAAGGAGCAUAUUAUUACCCCGCUGGUGGCCUAGUCAGAUAAGUUGUUUGUGGAGGACAGUCUGCGUUUCUUUCAAGCUCUCAUUCUGCUGCACCAGUAACAGAUUACAUUCCCAAGGAAAUCAGCCGCUUCUUAUUUGACACUGCAAAGAGCGAUGGACAGCUUAGGGAGAGACCACGAUUAUUCCAACACUUCUCUGCCUUCCUCCACAGCCCACGAGGAGAACGCUGAGCCAGGUUCCACCAUGUUGCGCCGCUUGAGAGACCGGGAGCUGCUCCGGAAGAGAAAGGCAGAAGCCGAGGAGAAGGAUUCAAUUCAGUGGGCUCUGGGGGAGCACGAGAGAAGCAAACGGCAGAGGAGAAGCCACGGUGCCAGGCGAGGAAAGGGCCGUGCGCAUGUCAUGGAGCCCGCACCACAGCCAAAACCACAGCCAAACCCUCAGCCCCCGAAGAGGGAGGAAGCUGAGAUGGUGUCCUCCACGGCGAUGCAGCAGGCCGAGUCUUCCCAGAUGGACAUGCAGGACCUGUUUGCUGGUGUGCAGCUGGCAGAUCUGGAAGGGAUACUGGCCUCGGGGAGCCAGAGUCCUCUGGGUGAAGAGGAUAUGCUGAAGCUGGCAGAUGAAAUACAAGAGGUACUGAAUACUUCGCUGGAAAGGAACGAGUCAGAUAAUGACAUGUAUUCAUCAAGCCUAUUUUGAAGUUUUAUUUAAAUAUAUAUAUAUAUUCUUCCAGUUUUUAUGACUAAGAAAUACUGAAAACCCUUGCGGAGAGACUUAAAGUUGCUCCUUCCUCAGGAACAAUA
Molecule: messenger RNA, 1516 nt
Organism: Tympanuchus pallidicinctus (lesser prairie-chicken)
Lineage: Eukaryota; Metazoa; Chordata; Aves; Galliformes; Phasianidae
Gene: HEMGN
Product: hemogen
Exons: 4
Coding region: 870-1412 (180 amino acids)
Source: RefSeq, a predicted model, not a curated record